AAGUUGAAUUAGUUCGUGAAAAAGAUAAACUGAUAACGAAAGACUAUCUAAAUCGAUUUCUCCCGCCCGUAGAUACUAUUGGUAGAGAUAGCAUAGAAACGACUUCAGUGUAUCAAAAUUGGCGAUAUUGCAGGAUUGCAUUCGAAAUCCAGACCAAAUUAAAGUGCAAAAAAAUUUAUAUUUCUCUAACAUCUAAUCCAGCUCCUUAUUUCACGUAUUUUAGACGUGUUGAUCCAAAUAUACAGCCCAGUGUUGUCAAUGGACACUUUUGA
Messenger RNA from Racocetra persica, 272 nucleotides. The record is from the annotation of a GenBank genome assembly. Lineage: Eukaryota; Fungi; Glomeromycota; Glomeromycetes; Diversisporales; Gigasporaceae.